Porites evermanni is the source of this 13817-nucleotide messenger RNA. The record is from the annotation of a GenBank genome assembly. Lineage: Eukaryota; Metazoa; Cnidaria; Anthozoa; Scleractinia; Poritidae.
AUGUUGUUCAACAAUAUGAAUACAGGAUUUGGCCGGGGUGCUGGUAGAGGGGCUCCUGGGAGAGGUGGUGGUGUGGGCCCCAUUAAAGGAGGAUCCUAUAAUCCUGGGCACAUGCGUAAACCCUAUGAGAAGCCUAUGCAUGCUGUGCAACAACCAAGUCCCAGUGGUCCGAUUGGUGCAAGAGACUUUGCUACCUACCCAGAGCCCCUUAUAGGUGAGUUAUGUAUAAUUUCUGCAGCAACUUGGUAUUGCAAUACUUUGCUCAAAAGUAAAAUUAUAAUGGUAACAAGCACUACAUGUAGCUUGUUGCCUUAAUGAUUACAGUUGUCAUCAAGUCAAGACCAGCUUAAUAUACCCUGUAAAUGAUACCAAUUCAGGGCUAUGCUCUACGUAGUGGUGCCCAAUGGUCUUUGGCAAUUUUCUUUUUCCCUUGGGCAACCAGGAUAGAUGUAUUUGAGUGGGUGGAAUGCAAUGUAUCUGGGUGAGGGUAGUCCUGAAUAGGACUGAUGUUAUAAGUGACUAACUUUUUCGACAACCUGUCCAGUAGUGAUCAUCAGAGUCAGUGACUACCACGCAGGUUGUUAGAAGGUCCAUCACUGUGAACACAGUCCUAUUCAGGAGUACGCCCACCUGGAGAGUUAUAAUCCACUUACUUGUGAAAGUAAUAACUCCUGAGUUCAAACCAAAUGCAGGGCUUGCAAAAAAGUGCUGUGUGGUAGUCCUUGAGAACUAAAUUUCCCUGCCUGGCAAGUGAUUCUGCAUACUCACUUGCCCAGGUUCAGGGAAAUCAAGUACAGUACACUGUAUGUUCAUUGUGUAUUCAAUGCUAUAUACAUGUAAUGUGAAUAGUUCAAAUUUGAACUUUGUCUUUGUUAGUCAUCAUUACAUGUAGCAAAACUACAUUUUACAUGUUCUGGAUGCCUCUCUUACUGUGUAAGCAAUCUCUGGCAGAGAGUGACCAUCCUUAGUGUCUACCUGUCAUGGAUUUUGGGAUUGGGUAGGGACAGCACCUUGCUUGUCCAUUCCCUUCAGGCUGGUCUGUACGUAUGUAAAGCUGAUAAGAAGAAGUAACCUAUUCUUUAGAAACCAAAUCUUUUUACCCAUGUACUUAAAAAUGAUUUUAAGAUGGAAUCCAUCAGGAAAUUGAGCAAUUUCAACUUUCAGUGGACGAAAACCUUGUACCAGAAUAAUUUAAACAAUAUCACAUUCUUUUUUACAUUUUUCAAGGGCUAUAGACAUAAUAAGUUAUCUGUAAUAACACCAAAGACUAUUUCUCAUGAGAGCCUGAGAACAUAAAUGUCAAAUUUCACAAGAAUUGUGAAAACACAGGUAAAAUUCUGAAAAUUUCAUGUGCAAGAUGUCAUUUUGUGAAAUAUGACAUUUAUUUUCUUGGGCUCCCAUAAUAAAUUUUCUUUGAUGUUUGACAGAUAACUAAUAAUAAUUAUUUGUUAUAAACAUCAAAGAAAAUUUAUUAUGGGAACCCGAGAAAAUAAAUGUCAAAUUUUUCCCUUGAAAAAUGUAAAAAAAUUAUGAUGCGAUAUGGUUUAAAUUAUUUUAGGACAAGGUUUUUGUCCUCUGAAAAUUAAAACCGCUUAUUUUCGUGAUGGAUUCUGUCUUAAUCCACUGUAUGUGGAAAUGCUGACUAUGUUUGUUGGUAAUAAAGAUACAGUGUCAUCUUAAAAAAGUGGUGUUUGUACAUGCAUGUUUGCUUUUCUAAAGUACAUGACUGUACAAAAGUCUCACUGCACUAAUAACUACAGAAGUUGCUUAUUCAAUUUUGCUGUUACAAUACCCCAAGGCAAGCCCAACCUGGUAAUCAUAGGGUUGGGGCUAAGGAUACCCAGAACAUAACUUGCAUUAGUUUUUGUGUGUUAUAUGGGAGCCAUAUUCACCAUUAUUUAAUGUACCACUCUAAACUUGGUGCAAUAGGAGAACAGUACUACAUGCAUUUCUGAAAAAAGUGAUUGUACAGUAGCCUACAUGGCUGUUAUAACCGUGAAUGGCUCUGUUAAGCUUAAGAGGUAUAAUGCAUGUAGGCUGUACCAGUAACACUCAAACAAAGCUAAGACUUGAUUUAAUCCCUGCUCAGGGAUGUGCCCAAGGGGUAGAUGGUAACAGGAAGAACUGAAGGCGCUUAUCCUGUGAAAGACUGAUACACUCCAGAAUGUUUGAUGAUAGUUAUUACUGUAUUAAGCUGUGUAUAAUCAUGAAAGACAUGGUAGCUAAAAUUUUGAGUCAAGGUUAAGGAGAAAGAAAACAUUAUACACAGGCAAAUACAGUAACUUGACUAAAGUAAGUUCAUACAUGUAGCUGAUGUGAAAGUGCAUGGCAAGAUGUCUUGCAGUUGUUUAGGUGUAAAUGCUCACUCUUUGUGGUACAUUUUCACCUUUUCACAAUCUGGAGUGUUAUGCCACUUGUUCUGUUGCUGUAGGCCUGGAGUAUGUUACAGAAAUCCAGGUUAUAGGACAGAGCCCGAGGUACCACUGCGAGCUGUGUGACUCCAAAUUUGAUCACNGCUCUGUUAAGCUUAAGAGGUAUAAUGCAUGUAGGCUGUACCAGUAACACUCAAACAAAGCUAAGACUUGAUUUAAUCCCUGCUCAGGGAUGUGCCCAAGGGGUAGAUGGUAACAGGAAGAACUGAAGGCGCUUAUCCUGUGAAAGACUGAUACACUCCAGAAUGUUUGAUGAUAGUUAUUACUGUAUUAAGCUGUGUAUAAUCAUGAAAGACAUGGUAGCUAAAAUUUUGAGUCAAGGUUAAGGAGAAAGAAAACAUUAUACACAGGCAAAUACAGUAACUUGACUAAAGUAAGUUCAUACAUGUAGCUGAUGUGAAAGUGCAUGGCAAGAUGUCUUGCAGUUGUUUAGGUGUAAAUGCUCACUCUUUGUGGUACAUUUUCACCUUUUCACAAUCUGGAGUGUUAUGCCACUUGUUCUGUUGCUGUAGGCCUGGAGUAUGUUACAGAAAUCCAGGUUAUAGGACAGAGCCCGAGGUACCACUGCGAGCUGUGUGACUCCAAAUUUGAUCACAACUUGAAGUUCCCUCACCUUGUUGGAAGCAAACAUCGUUUCAAUGUGCUGGUGAGUAGACAAGACCUCUGAGAUGUUUGUACCCAUUAAAAUGUGAUAAAUGCCUUAAAGGGGCUAUGCUGUUCUGUUUGCUGUCUUUUUAAAAAGCAGACAUUUUCCAGAUCAAUAUUGGUGUAGUAGUGUUCAGGGCUGUCAUUAAGAGCUGGGUAGGGAAUUCCCCUAGCCACUAUAAAUGUGGUCCCCAGCUACUUUCAUGGAAAAUUGAAGAAAAAUAGAAGCAAAUGAAAUCCCCAGCUGUUUGAUUCCCCACCUACUUAUUUUAUUUACAGUACCUGGCAACUUGAAAUCUUGGUGACAACCCUGUAGUGUUGUUAUCUAAGACAUAGGCAUUGAAUCUGUCUCCUGUCAUCUGUUGCAAUGAUGACAAGAAUGGGGGUGGAUUAAAACUUGAAAAAGUUGGGCAAUGUUGUCAAGUUUUAACACCCUUUCUGCAAAAAUCACCAAAAACGGAUUGUGUUAGUACUCCCUGGUGCAAUUUGUGUGAUAUCCUCUUCAUAACCCUAACCUUUUCUGAGUAAAAUAUUCCAUUUUGAAAUGGGGUUUAAGAGGUCAUGAAGUUCAACGAUUGUUUGCAUGGGAUUUCCUGAGAAUCUGAAGUCAAGUUACUUCAAACAAAGAGUAUCUGAAAUGGUGAUGAAUUGUCAACUUUACAAAAUGAUGAAAGAUGGUUAUGUUAGAAUUUUAGGGUUACAUUCUAGGCUUACAACAUCUGUCCAAUUUUACAUUGAUCUGUGAAAAGUUUCCUGUAGAAUUGGCGGGACUGGUUUUACUGAUCAAUGGAUGAAGAAUAGAAAAGAAAGAGUUGUGCACAUGUACAUUUUUGUUGCCCACAAGCUUACAGCUUUAGAUCCCUCUGACUUGGACAUAAACAAUCUUUUGUCUAGUUUCUGAAGUUUACCUUGAUUCACUAACUUUUCAGAUGUCAAUCAUUCCGGUUUUCCCAUGUAGAAUAAAAUAAAAAAAGACUUUGCACUAGAGAGUUUUUUUACAGGUCAAAUUCAGGUUAAUUUUUUACAACUUAACUUCUUGAUUUCCUCUGUCUCCUAGCCCUAAUAUUAUUCAUGAAUUAGGGCUAGGAGACAAAGAAAAUUGAGAAUCAACCUGGGUUAAAAAUUUUAACCUGAAGAUAAUUUUGACUUGUAACAUUUACACAAUAGACCUGUGUCACGUGGUGGCCAUUUUGUCUCAGGAGAUUUAAAAAGCUUUGCUUAUGCACGGCUAGCCUCGUUCUCUCUAUGAGGCUAGCCAUGCAUAAACAAAGCUUUUGAAAUCUCCUGAGACAAAAUGGCUGCCAUGUGACAAGGGUCUAUUACAGGUGAGCCCAGUUUGCAUUGUGGCCUGUAGACCUUUCCCUUUACUUUCAAAAUGGCAUAUUUUACUUAAAAGUGCAAAACAUCAGGUCCACAUUGUUCAAAUGUGGGAUAGCGCUAUCCACCAGAUAAAUCACUAUCAAGUGGAUACAUGUAAAUAUUGGGGAAACCAAUUACGCUCUCCACUGGAUAGAGAUUUAUCCAGUGGAUAGCGUUAUCCACCAUUUGAACAACUAGGGUCAGACAUUCUGUGAUUACAAGCCUGGGCCGAGUUGUCCAAAGCUGGGUUAAGAUAACCCAGGGUUAGUGCGAGAUUUGAAUUCAGAUUUGAAAGCUUAAAAAGCAUUUCAGUUUUAAUUCUUUUUGUCUACAAGUUGAUGAUUGAAAGCUCUAAAUAUAACAGAGAAAAUUAUCCGAGAAAAUGCUUUUGAACACAAGAAAAAGAAACCCGGGUUAAAUUUAACCCCGGGUUAAGCGCUAAUCGGUCUUCGAACAACUGGGCCCUGGUGUUGAAAGUACUUACCUAUUGCCAUCACGGCUCAGAUGUAAACCUUGGUCUGGCUCUCUCUUUACUCAAAGGGGAUAAGUCAUGCUAUCUUUAUAAAUAGUUAAAUGGUUUUAACAUGUAUUGAAAUCCAAUGGUCUUGUUAUAUUUGAGGCAUUGAAACUGUUUAUUUUCAUCCUCUGCUACUGGUGACAGGUGAACAUGGACUGAAAUUUGCAAACAGUGGGCCAAUAUUUUGUUUUAAUGGUGGGCCAGCAAAAAUCACCAAAACAUUAUUAUUUUAAGUGUUCCCUGAAGAAAUUUGUCUUAUGUUGUCAUAAAUCUACAACAGCAUUUUGUAUAUGGGUAGCUUUUACAUGCAAAAUAACUGCAAGUAAACCUACUCUGGAGCAGCUUGAUCAUUAUUCAGUGGGAAAGCAAAUCAAGAGAACAAGAAAGUAAAUGAAAAAAAUCAGGCAGACACUGCCUCUUGAUAUGAGGUACAGUAUAUUAUUAUUAUGGAGAAAUGGAAAUCAUUUACCACUGGUUUGUUGCACUCUCUUGUUCUCUGUAACCUUGUUUUCAUGAAUUGUUUCCUGGCUUUUAUCACAGGAAACAAAAAGAAAAUACAAUCAAAAGAACUUCCUUACUGUUCAUUUCCCUGCUUGCUAAUUGCAUAUACUCAGCAACUUAAAAUUUUAGUGAAAACCCUGCCAACUGAAAACCUUUCUCAUAACAUUAUUAAUUAUCAUAUUUUAACCCAGUUAUAUGAUUAAUUUAUAAUUUUAAUUUUCGUUCAUUCAACAUUGCUCCCAUCAUAAACAGUUACCAAAUGUUGUACCUUCUUGAGGGAAUUCUCGAAUUUCAUUCACUUUUAAAUGUUUUUAACCUUUGUGGAUUAAAUGAUAAAAAUUAAACAAUUCUUCUGUCCCUCUCACAGAAAGAGAAGGUACCAGAGGUUGCUCAGAGUGUCCGUGGCGAUGUCAAAAAGAGGUCAGAAUUGUCCAGUAAGCUCCUCGAGGAAGCAAGUAAACUUGAAAUGAUGGAAGGACGACAGCAGGUGAAAACCAGAACAGAAAAGAGCCCGUUUAACCGUAUCAACAACCAAGCUGCAGGUGAUGUGGGUGGAUUCAGUGGGAACUUCAAGGGGCAGCAGUUAUCUAGAGGAGGUCAGUUGACUCUCAGUGGUGCCUAGCAUCAGUAGGGAGUUUUAGCAACGACGACAGCUACGCUAACGAGAACGGCAAAAAAACAAUAUGUUUGAUUAGGAAAACAACAACUUUGCACGUGCAUCAUGCUUUUUUGUACAUUUCUUUGCCAUCACUGCACGACUACGAUGUGAAAAUGCCUAAUUCACGAUUUCUGGAGAACGUAAACAAGCGAAGACGAAUUUUCCCUUCUCUUUCUAAACUUGAGUCCGGUCCCCAAGAAAUCAACUUCAGCGAAAUUCGCUUACAUUUCACAUUUUCAGGGAAUUGGAAUAAACGCAACAAAGUUUGAAAAAAAGCGAAUUCAUUUUUAAAAAGACUUUUUCGCUGCUGUCGCCGUCGUCGAUGCUAAAGCUCCCUAGUCUUACAGUGCAGCUAUUGUCAACGGGGCCACCAAGACAAAGUUGACUAACUGGAUUACAGGAGAAUAUUAAGUACAGUGGUUUUUUAGCCAAUUAGCAAAUCAUAAGUAAACAGCAAAUUACUCGAAGGACAAAAUUUAAAUAUUGAUGGCAAAUGUUUCAAAGAAAGAAAAUUUACCAUUAGACAACGUUUUUCUGUCUGAAACUAAAAGAAAUAUAGUGCCUAUGAGACAUAUUUGUUUGUUACAAACUGUUAUUUUGUUAUCAAGCAGCUAUUUCUUUGCUAUCUGUUGACAAUGGUGGCCCCAGUUUCAGUGGACUUGCUCUACUCUUUGUUUACUGCAGUGAAUGACCAGGGCAUUUGUUCUUAGUGUUGCCUUACGUGAUUCUCAAAAGAGGUUGCAAAGGUUGAAGGACACUCAAGGUUAUUUUUGUGAGUGAAUUCUGCUGGCUGGCUGCCAUCAGAAAAUGCUUUGCUGCAAGUUUGUCUGUGGAAGGUAGAGUAGGGUGUACAGGGUUGAACAGCCCCUUGUGACACCAAUCAAAUUUUGAUCUUUCAGGAGGGCAACAGUGGCAGAAUCAAAGAGGAAGAGGGCAGGGUGGUGGGCGUGGCAAUCAGAUGGGUACACGUGGCAGAGGACAGACGUAUGGAGACAGACAGAAUAACACACGUGGUGGAAUGCAAGGUGGGCGUGGUCGAGGAAACCAGCAGGGAACCCCAUAUAAUUAUAACCAGCAGCAAUCAGGAUCUUACAGAGGCAGCAGAGGCAGAGGCAGAGCUAGAGGAAGAGGAGGCAAUAACCAGAAUCAGUCAUGGAAUCAGAACUUCUCUUCUUACAACAAUGCACCAAACCAGACAUUUGUGGACAGUUCUUACGGUGGUGAUAAUGAUGGUUACCAGUGGGAUAAUAGUGCACAGGGAGGAGGGUAAGCGCCUUUUAGGUCAUUAUACUGGAAAAGGCUUUUUAACAAUUAUUCCUCGAGCCCGAAUGGGCUCUGAGUCAAUAGCCCAUGCCAAUUGGCCAAAUGGGCUAUUGACUCAGAGGCUAUGAGGGCGAGAGGAAUAAUUGUUUUUGUAAAAUCUAACUAGUUGAUCAAAAAUAUCGAGAAUAAAAAACUUUUAGCUAGUUAAAGCUAGACUUUAAUCCUUUUUUGCCGCCAAAAAGCCCGCGCUUUUCGCUACUAGUGGGCUAUAACAUAUAGCCUAGUAGUACCUCAACCAAUCAGAAUGCAGCAUUGAUAAUAGACCACCAGUUGGAUUUUACUAAAAUCUUUUAUCAAAAUAAUUCUCUCUACUUAUUCUUUAAGGUAAUGUAUGGACAUCAGUCUGGAUGUUUGAGUGUGUAUUGGUUAAUGCAUGUGACAAUUUUUCUUCACUCAUUGCUUAACCAUUGUUUUGACAUUGCCUUGUAUCGUACAGGGAGCGAAUGUUGCCACCAGAGGCAUUUGGAUCCAGAUCUCAGCCCCAGUCACAAGGUCAGCAGUUUAUCAGCUAUGAUGAACACUAUGAUGAUUACUAUGGCAACCAGAACACUUCCUACGGUGGCUCUAACUAUGAGGUACAGUAAAUAACACCUUUAAUUCGGUGCCCUUUAUGAGUUCUAGAAGUCCUGGCUCAUAGAGAAAAUUGCGCUUGAUAUUUGUUCAGGAGCUAUAAGGAGACUUUGACAAGAUGCUUUGCCCGGCCCCGCUAGCAUUGGUGCUAUAAAUACUGCCGAGGGUAAAUAAAUAACGGAAUUAUUGUUAUUAUUAUUUUUCAACUUGGUGUGAAGGCAACCCCCAAAAAUGUUUGUUUUUCCUGAAUGAGGCCUCUCAAUUCAUUGUCUUGAUGACCUGUGCAUGUACAGCUGGUUUAUCCACUUUUCCAUAGCUGAUAUCCCCUAUGCGUUGCAAAAUGUAUUACUACUACUGCUCAUUCUUUUUAGUAUAUUGAGCCAUACGCCGACCAGAGCACAUAUUCCACUCAGAGCGCUAAUCAACAACGUUUUCAGCCACCUGUUCACACACCAAGUGCCAAUGUUGGCAGCAGUGUAGGCAGUGAUAGUGGUGGAGUUUCCGGAAAAAGUAACGUCAGCCUUCUGCAGGGAGCAAUAGCAGAUUUGGUGAGUUAAGUAUUAAAAUAGCUUUCUCUUCGUGAAGUACCAAAUACGUGAUGAGUGAAAAUAGGAAAUAGCUUCAAUAGAGUUUUAUCAAAAUUCUAACAAUUUCCCUUGUCUUGCCUUCCCCGCGAGGGAAAUUGUUAGAAUUUUGACAAAGCGCAGGUGAGACACUGACGGACUGUAUUUCCUAAUUUCACCAGUAUACCAUUUGAUUAGCUUAAUAAUGUUAAUACUAGUAAUAGACGAGGUUACAGAGGUGCGAGUGACAUUGCUCGAAGGUAAAAACCCUUUAGCUCUAACGCUGCGCUUUGCGUUAGUUUCACGUGAUAGAUGCUCGAAAUGCGAUGAUGCUCGAAACUAAAUUGUUGCAUGCGUCCCGUAGGACGCAAAGAUCGAUUGAUUGAUCGGAAGACUUUUUUUUAGAAUAUCCUGUUUGGGUGAUUUCUGUGGCUGUUCUUGUGGCUGUUGUUAAACGACGCUUAUUUCUUUUAGGGCGCUUUCCAUUCACCAAAAAUUCCGGUUUGAAAUUUCGGAAACUUCACGUGCUAAAUGGAACGGUACAUUCCGGUUGCACAGACCCGACCCAAACCACCGCGNUUUUGACAAAGCGCAGGUGAGACACUGGCGGACUGUAUUUCCUAAUUUCACCAGUAUACCAUUUGAUUAGCUUAAUAAUGUUAAUACUAGUAAUAGACGAGGUUACAGAGGUGCGAGUGACAUUGCUCGAAGGUAAAAACCCUUUAGCUCUAACGCUGCGCUUUGCGUUAGUUUCACGUGAUAGAUGCUCGAAAUGCGAUGAUGCUCGAAACUAAAUUGUUGCAUGCGUCCCGUAGGACGCAAAGAUCGAUUGAUUGAUCGGAAGAUUUUUUUUUAGAAUAUCCUGUUUGGGUGAUUUCUGUGGCUGUUCUUGUGGCUGUUGUUAAACGACGCUUAUUUCUUUUAGGGCGCUUUCCAUUCACCAAAAAUUCCGGUUUGAAAUUUCGGAAACUUCACGUGCUAAAUGGAACGGUACAUUCCGGUUGCACAGACCCGACCCAAACCACCGCGCGUUUUGUUAUCGUGGCUUUGCAGCAGACAAGCAGACUCAAAAUUACACUCUAAAAGAGAAGAGUAAAUACUGCUUAUAUCCUAAAGAACACUCAACUGUCGAAAAGGGGCGGUGGAAAACUAAAGGCGAAGGAAUCCUAUUUCGUGUAGAAAGCCUAUGAAUGCAAGUUAAGGUAAAAAAUUCUCGUGAAUUGUAGCGAUUCGUUUGUCGGAAUAUUGGAACGAUUCGAAGCAAUUCCCGGAACUGUGCGAUAAAUAAAUUCGGUGUUUUGGCCAGAUUUGUAUUCAGCCAUAAUAUCUUGGACAGGUUUCAGACAAAUAAUACGCUGAUUCUCACGGACUUUAUACACACACUUUUUUCACCUACGUGUCGUGUUGCAUCAUUUAUUUGUCUCGGUUGAUGGCAAAUAUCAAAAGUCGAAAAAAAUUGCAACUGAUUCAAACCAUUUGAGAUGUCUUGGCUUUACUCACAGUCCUUCACUUUCCAUUGGAAACUACUUGUUCUUGUAAGCAGGAUACAAAAGAGCGCUACUGGGGACAACAAUUUUGGCAAAUGGAAAGGGACAUUUCGGUCCGACUGACCGAAAUGACCAGACCGGUCACUGAUGACCACCUUCAAAGCUGGUCCCGAAUAUUCCGGUCGGACCAAACCGAAAUGGUCCGUUCCUUUUGAUGAACCAACCGAAAUUUCCGGAAUUUGCGGUUGAAUGGAAAGCGCCCUUAGUCUUUGUUGUGCUUUACAAUGGAAGGAGUAUAUUUUUAUUUCAGUAUACCGUAAUACACAGUUGUGGAAUCUGUCUUCAGAUUAACUGUGUGGUUACAAAAGACCUAGUGAAUCAUUGUUUUUUUUUUAACUGGGACUCAAUGUUUCUGGAUUGGGACGCGUGAUUUUCACAAGAUGAGUUCCAGGACUCACCAUAACUAUUUGUAACAAAAGCAGUGCUGAUUGCGGAUUUGGUAUUACGUGUGUUAUCCAGUUAGGAAUAGGAGAAUGUUAAUCAGUAGCUUAUUCAUGCUAUUUUAUUGCAAGAAGUGCAUAUGUGGCUAAAGAAGAAUGAUGACCUAAAAGGCCGAGUUUUAGCAGCUCUCAGUUCUGCUGAGAGUCUGCGAUGGACAGAAUGCCUGAAGCGAUUUACUAAAUAACACUGACUUCUGAAAGCCAAGAAUGUGUCGUAUCUAGAAAACUUGACGUAAAUGCCCAGAUAGCAUAUCCGGAUCAGAUGAUGAAGGGACCUUACUUAUGGUGCCGAAAAUCUACAUAAUGUAAGGAUUACAAUCAACGUGGUUCUCUCUAAGAGAUAAGUACUCAUUGAUUUGUGUGUUUGUUGUUUAGGGAAAGCUUGUUAGCAGUGAAGAAGAUGCUUCAAUGGCUUUGCAAGUGUCCAACGCUUUAACGCAAGCAUUGCUACAGUUUCGUAUGAACAAUCUUAGUAAAGAGGUAUGUACAGGGCGGGUUUCACAGGGGCACCCAACGUCAAUUUUCGGAAACUAUCUGUUCGGAAGGCGAUUUGAGAUCUCGAAUUUUCUGAACAUUCGUUGUAAACUUUCUUGCUUGCCUGUCUCUCCUAGGAUUUCAAACAUCUAAAAAAUUGUAUUAUUGUCCAUUUUUAACGGAUUUUUACCCUAAAAAGGUCACCUAGAAUUUUCGGGAGGCCUUUUUCUGGCUGAAGUUUUGGAAAAGGUAAGUUUUGAUCCCUAUAAUUUUCGGAUCACUAGACUUUCACCUAGGAAAUCCGAACAGAUGAAAAAUUUUUUGGGAUAAAAAUAUGCCUAUAUCUACCGUUUGAAUACUAAAGUACGUUCAACAAUGCUAUGUUUAAGUGGUUUUGAACCAUAUUCUCGUUGGGUGCCCCUGGUUUCAGUUUCAUAAACACAUAUACAGUGGACGCUCUCGUAAGCGACCACCUUGGAAAUUCCGCCGGUCGUAACUAGACCUGGUCGCUUACGAGAACAACAACAAUGUCAAUUUUAUUGCACCAAUAGUAAAAACGUAACUAGAAUAAGAUUGUAACAAGCUAAUAAUAAUUUAAUUGUGGUACUGGCUGUCUGGAAUAACCACGGUGCUAAAAAGACCAGACAGCCAAUGAGCUCUCGUAAGCGACAUAAAGGUAAAAGAAAAGAGGGUGGUCGAAUAAAGAGCUUCAGAAACGUAUUAAUCCUUUCACUGCAAAAGUGCUUGAUGGAGUUUUGUAAGGUGACUCUAACUUUUGAGUCUGUGGACGAAAUCCUAUGAUGUGAUCAUUCAACUGAAAGCUCUCUGCCUGUACUUUCCAUGAUGCUAUUUGUUUGUCAAAAUUUUAGAAAAUGAAAUUUGGAAAUUUGGUCGAAAUUUGCCUUUGGUCACAUUUAGCACUGAAAGGGUAAAUAAUUCGUAAAGAAACAACAAAAGAAAUAAGUAUUAAAUGAGUGUCUUUAUAUCUGAUAUAGACACAGUUAAACUGUACGUCCGAUAUAUUUUUAGACCAUUAGCGCAGUGUGCAGCGUUAUUAAAGUGUUGAUUUAUACGAAUAAGAGUGGUCGCUUACGAGAGCUUAAAAGGAGAAGUCCAGUUGGGUAAUCCCAAAAGUGGUCGCGGUCGCUUACGAGAGAUUUUCAUUACUAAGUUUAAAUCAAAGUUCCAACGGGGUUUCACAAAGGUGGUCGAAACUUGAGCUGGUCGCUUACGCUUGUGGUCGUAAGGAGAACUUUGACUGUAUUACACUGCUUUCUCAGUGUCCUUAACUCUUAAGUCAAUUACCCAACCAGUCAGAAGCAAUUGCAGAAUCAACUUAGGAACAGUUUGCAGCAGUUUUCCCGCGCUUCGCAUGGCGACAUGUAGUCUCUCCGUAUCAGAGAUUCAGAAAUAUUUCCACUCUUUGGGUCUGACAUAGCGUAAGGUUUUGUAUUCUUCAGCACCAUGGACUUGCAUUGGGUAUGUUUUAUAUCACUCCUCUCUUAGAACUUCGGUAAGGUCUGAAAUAGGGUUGGGAAAAACACACAUUUUGGCCUGAAGUAAGGUCAAGUUUCACAAAGCGUUCCGCACACCCCUUCUCGAAUUUUCCAUAAGUAUCUCUCCUCCCCCACCGAGACAACAGACAUAAACGUUACAAAUUCCACCAUUUUUGGCUUGUUUUAUUCACAGGGCGACACCAGUACUGCUGCGAGCACUGCAACACACAUGGACGCAGGACCAUAAAUUUGUAAGUGGGACACAGCGUUUUUCAGGGCAUUUGAUAGUGUUGCCUUUCCGUUCAGUCUUUCGCGCCAUUUUUUCCACUUAAAUUUUUUGCCAUACGGCCUUAAGAAUUUUCAACAGUUUUAGUAGCUCUUCUGAUUUACUGGAGGUCUUACAACGCUUUUGCAUUUGAUACGGCUGUAAUGGUACCAAAUUUAAACCUGAUGAUUUCGAAUAAAGCCGCAGUAACUAUGUUUACAGUCAACUCCCUCUAAGACGGACACCUUUGGGACCGGCAGUAAGUGUCCGUCGUAGAGAGAUGUCCGUCUUAUAGAGAGUCAAAUAAAGGGAGUAAAGAAAGGCAGGGACCAACUCUAGGUGUCCGUUUUAGGGAGGUGUCCGUCUGAUAGAGGUGUCUGUUAAGAGAGAGUCGACUGUAUAAUGGUCUCAGCGCUUAUUUUGUUUAUUUACUGGUUAGGUUGAUCAAGUAUCCCUUUUUGUGAAAAUGAUAAUAAAAAUUGUUCAUAUAUUUAAAUGUAAGAGAAAGAGAUCAUCGCGGUUAUUACAGGAUUGAUAGCUCAGUGAAAAGAAGACUGCACAGGUAUCGCAGAGGUCCGAAUUCUUUUUAACCCUGAGGACCCAGUUGUUCCAACGCCGGUUAGCGCUAACCCAGGGUUAAUUUUAACCCGGGUUUCUUUUUCUUUUUAUCAAAAGCACUCUCUCGGAUAAUUUUCUCUGUUCUUUUUAGAGUAUCCAAUCAUCAAUUGCAAAUUGUAGGUAAAGAGAAUUAAAGUGAAUUUGCUUUUUAAGCUUUUAUAUCUGAGUUCAAAUUUCGCACUAACCCCGGGUGAUCUUAACCCACUGCAGCUUCGAACAACCCGGCCCAGAUUUUAGUACGUAACUCCGAUGAUCUUUUAUAUAUUAAAUUUCCCUUUUUCUCCACAGAAAAAGAAGAAGAACAGGUGAUAGAUGAAUUUCAGCUGAUCAAAGCGAUUUCAACCGGACAGACGAAAGAAAAAUGUUUUAUCGUGAUAAUAAGGAUAACUCAUUUUAAGUUAACAAAAAC